This is a messenger RNA of Caenorhabditis sp. 36 PRJEB53466, 997 nucleotides long. The record is from the annotation of a GenBank genome assembly. Lineage: Eukaryota; Metazoa; Nematoda; Chromadorea; Rhabditida; Rhabditidae.
AUGGCCCUUCUGCCGCUGAUCCCCGUGGCGGCCCAGUUCAUCCAAGGCUUUUUCGCUCCGCAGCCUGUUCCGCCGCCGGAACCGACGCCUCCACCACUGACAACCGCCCCACCGCCCGGAGAAACCCUUCCGCCACCGCCUCCUCCGACUCUGCCGCCGCCGCCGUCCACGAGCACCGAACCGACCAUCGGAUACGCUAUCCUAUUAGCCUUCUUCGCUCUGAUUUGCAUUUCGUGCUCGGCCGCCGGCGCCUUCGUGUUGUAUUGGCAGAAAAAGAAGCAGGAACGGCAGAUGCAGAUGAGGGACCAGGAGGCGAUGGAUCAGACUUUGGAGCAGGGACUCUCGGGGAUGUCAGGCGUGAGUGGAAUGAGCGGAACCACUGGGACCACAGGUCAGAACUUGUUUUGAUCCAUUUAUCCGCUUGGGAUCAAAAAAAAAUCGUUUAGGAACCACUAGAGGAACCACUUCAAGAGGCACAACCAAAGGGACCACCACCUCGGGCACCACUGGGACCAAGGCAAAGAAGAACAAGAAGAAGAAGAAGGAGAAGAAGGAGAAGAAGGCGAAGAAGAACAAGAAGGAGUCGGUUGCUGAUGUUCCCGCUCCUUCUCCCUCUCUUCCUCCACCCGGUACCCCACAGUUGGAGGUUUCCGCCGGCCCCCCGGCGCUGUCCCCCACUGGACCACCACCUUUGGUUCCGAAUGGUUUAGCUCCGGCUCCGGUUCCAGUUCCAGUAGCUCCGGUCCCUCAACCACCGGUCCCUGUCGAACAAGCGCCACCACCAGCGCCACAAUUCCAAGAGAUGGUCCCAGCGGUUCCUGCCGAAGUUCCAGUGAUCCCACCGGCCCCAAUGAUUUUCGAUCCGUCUCUGGCUCCGCCACCAAUGGUUCCGAUUCCGAUUCCACCGCCGAAUGAGGCUCAAUUCGAGUCGGUUUCAAUGAUCCCAGUUGAUCAGACGGCACAACUUGAAGCUCCGCCCCUUCUGCCGCCGCAAUGA